Messenger RNA from Heterostelium album PN500, 1269 nucleotides. RefSeq lists its product as uncharacterized. The record is from RefSeq and is a predicted model, not a curated record. NCBI's taxonomy places the organism in Eukaryota, Evosea, Eumycetozoa, Acytosteliales, Acytosteliaceae. Bases 1 to 1269 code for a protein of 422 amino acids. The transcript has 6 exons.
AUGGCAGGAGGAGUUGAUGAUGGUACAACGUAUACACGUUCAACUGCAGGUAUCUAUAUUUUCAAUUUGGUGGUUGGUAUAGGUGCGCUUGCUUUACCCUAUGGAUUCCAACAGGCAGGUAUAGUUUUAGGUGUUCUCUUUUUGGUGUGUUGUGGUAUGUUGGCAUUCAUUACAACGACCUAUAUCAUCGAGGCACAGUCUGCAUCGAACUAUCUGUUGGCAUCGGAGUAUCAUGCCGAUGACUCACCGCUGAUCAACAGCAGCAGUAGCGACGACGAUGGUGUGCGUAGCAGUCCCGACUCUGAGAGCUUACCGUUCAUCUCACAACACGACCAACGAUUCAACAUCAAGAAACGUACAGAAGUCGGAUUCAUGACACAGCAAUUCCUUGAUUUAGCUAUUUAUGCAGCGACAGUACCGACAUCAUUAUCGGUUGUAACAGGAGGAUUCAGUAUGGGUAAAUUGGAUUUGUCAGCACAUGAUGUCUACUAUUUCUACUUGGCAUUGUUUGCACUUUUUGUUGUAAUAAUAUUAACAUCAUAUAAACAAUCGUUUAGGAUGAUUAUUUUAUCAAUUAUUUUCAUUGCACAAGGUAAAGGAGCACCACCAAAAGAUUUACCAAUGUUUAACUUUGCAGGUUUGCCAGCAAUGUUUGGUGUAUCGAUCUAUGCGUUCAUGUGUCAUCAUUCCUUACCAUCGAUCAUUACACCCAUCAGUACAAAGAAGCGUUUAACAUUCUUGAUGGGAAUUGAUUUUGGAUCGAUCUUUGUAGCCUAUGCCUUACUUUGCAUUACAGCUGUAAUUGCUUUUGGUAAUCAAACAAACCCAACUUGUGAUUCAUCGAAUCACUCUGGUACUUUUAUUCCAUGUGAAAUUCAAUCUCUAUAUAUUUAUAAUUUUUCAUCUUACAAUAUCAAAGUGUUUGCUAUAUUUUUAUCAUUAUUCCCAGUAUUUACAUUAUCGACCAAUUAUGUUUUGAUUUCCAUUACUUUAAGAAAUAAUUUAUUAAAUCUUAUCACAUAUAAAUCUGAUCAAAUGAAUCCAAAAAUUAGAAAUAUAGUAUUCUCACUUGUAUCAUCAUUGUUACCGGUUGGAAUUGCAUUUGCAACUAGAAAUGUAUCUUUUCUUGUUAAUAUUACUGGUGGAUAUGCAGGUCUUGGUAUUAUUUUCGUGAUGCCAGUUGCAUUGUCAUAUUACUCGAAUAAGAAACUCAAUUCAUUAGGAGUGACAACACCAUACCGAUCAUUAGUUUUAUCUCCCUCGGUUUAA